CGCUGUUCUGGGCUUCGUACGAUUUUUAAGAAGCUGUUAAAGAUAAGUUAUUCGAAACCCUCGAAAGCCGUAUGUGGUAAUGAGCUACACGUCAAGGCGUGUAUACAGGAUGAAGUGUUCCACCACACUCUACUACGCUCGUCGAAUGAUUUUCGAACUUUGGUGUUUUUCAUGCCACCCACCUAUGCCGUCAUUAUGUUGUUCGAUGUAACACUGUUCACAUACGUCUCAUCGGGGCCUUUCUGGAGACCUAUCGAACGCGCAAGGAUGUCGCCUCGCCUGUGUAUGGGUUGGACAUGGUACCUGGCGAACGACAUUCAGCUGCAUUACGUUGUUGCUCCUAUCUUGUUCAUCGCCUUUGCCACGAAUAUUCGUUGGGGAAUGUUGAUUGGUGGACUGAUGAUGGCUGGUUCUUCAAUUAUUCAACUGUGGAUUGUCAUUGAAAACGACUAUCCACCGGCUCCAAUUCUCACGGCUAAACUUCAAAUUGUAAAAACAUUGGACCGCAUAUUGGAAAGAUGUCUAUGUGAGACCAUAUGUUCGUUGUGGUCCGUUCAUUGUUGGCGUGACCGUUGGAUUCCUUCUGAACUAUCUGACACAAAAUCAAAAAGACACCAAAUGGGUCCUUCUUGGUUGGACUUGCUCAACAGUGCUAGGCCUGUACUCUGUAUUCGGCUUGUACGAUUAUGCCCGUACAGGCGAUAUCUCGGAGUUUUGGAGAGCGUUAUAGUUGGUCCAGUGAGUGUGUGGCGUCGGUGUGGGUGGGUGGAAGUUCUUCAUGCCGUUGUCGAAGAUCACCUUCUGUGCUUAUCUUCUUCAUCCAAUAAUGCUACAGAUCUACAAUUUCAGUCGUCCACAACCGUUUCACUUCACCACUGGCUUUCAAAUGGU
Messenger RNA from Ostertagia ostertagi, 891 nucleotides. Lineage: Eukaryota; Metazoa; Nematoda; Chromadorea; Rhabditida; Trichostrongylidae. The record is from the annotation of a GenBank genome assembly.